CCACUCACUCUGAAUCCAGAACACAUCACAUGUCAAAGGCAAGAUCAUCUUUUGGCCUCAUGGAUCCUAUCCUCUCUAGGUACCAGCAUUCUUCCUCUCAUGGUUGGUCUUAGUAACUCUAAGGAUAUUUGGUCUGCCCUUCAAAAGAACUUCAGUAGUCAAUCUCUAGCUAGAGUCAUGCAGUAUAAAAUGGAAAUGCAAAACCUCAAGAAAGGGUCUUUAACCAUGAAAGAGUAUAUAAGCAAAAUGAAGAGCUUGUUUGAUGCCUUAGCUGCAGCUGGCCAUGUAGUGUCUGAAAAAGAUCAGAUUAUGCACUUGAUUGGUGGUCUUGGGCAAGAAUACAAUCCAAUCAUGGUGACUGUGUCUUCAAGGGUUGAACCCUGGUCUACUAUAGACCUACAAGCUUUACUCCUCAGUUUUGAAUCAAGGCUAGAAACAGUGGGCCUCAAUAUUCCUUUGGUUAACAGUGAUGGUUCAUAUCCCAUGGCCAAUGCUGCCAUGACUCAGAACUUUCCAAGGAAUGCUUCCCAGAAUAGAGGAGGAAGAGCUCCCUUCAACCAAAGCUUUAGAGGAAGAGGUGGAAGAGGUCCCAACAGAGGCAGAGGAGGAAGGUUUUCAAAACCAAAGAUUCAAUGCCAAGUCUGUGGAGUCAAUGGGCAUACUGCAGAGAGAUGUUGGUACAGAUAUGACACUGGUUAUAUGGGCAGUGCUCUUGAGAAUUCAUCAAGAGGUUUCAAUAGCCCUUCUGCCAACAUGAUGCACACUCAACACUUGACUCCUUCAGAAGCUGCAACUGACUCAAACCAAUGGUAUCCUGACAGUGGGGCUACCAAUCAUGUUACAAAUAAUUUCACCAACUUAAGCAUUGCUAGUGAGUAUGGUGGAGGAAGCAAACUUCAUAUGGGAAAUGGUUCUGGAGAAAACAUCUCUCACAUAGGUAAAACACUUUUAAAACCACAUCACUCUACCAGAAUUUUUGUUUUGAAAGAUUUAUUGCAUGUUCCCAGUGUGACCAAAAAUCUUCUAAGUGUCUCUAAGUUUGCCUUAGACAACAAUGUGUACUUUGAAUUUCACCCCUUUCAUU
Messenger RNA from Striga hermonthica, 1084 nucleotides. The record is from the annotation of a GenBank genome assembly. Lineage: Eukaryota; Viridiplantae; Streptophyta; Magnoliopsida; Lamiales; Orobanchaceae.